Messenger RNA from Rana temporaria (common frog), 948 nucleotides. It is a transcript of the gene POLR2G, whose product is annotated as RNA polymerase II subunit G. The record is from RefSeq and is a predicted model, not a curated record. The transcript has 8 exons. Gene Ontology annotation, cellular component: RNA polymerase II, core complex; P-body. Gene Ontology annotation, biological process: positive regulation of nuclear-transcribed mRNA poly(A) tail shortening; DNA-templated transcription; transcription initiation at RNA polymerase II promoter. Bases 120 to 638 code for a protein of 172 amino acids. Gene Ontology annotation, molecular function: single-stranded DNA binding; translation initiation factor binding; single-stranded RNA binding. NCBI's taxonomy places the organism in Eukaryota, Metazoa, Chordata, Amphibia, Anura, Ranidae.
GCGCGACAUGACGUCAGGAACGGAGACCCCGCCCCGGUUUUAACAAACUUUAUUAUUCGGCGCACGGUGUAAACAAAAGCUUGUGCUGAGCGGGGUGGCGUGAGGAGGCGAUUCCAGCAAUGUUUUACCAUAUCUCCCUGGAACAUGAGAUUCUUCUGCACCCCAGGUAUUUUGGGCCAAACCUUCUCAACACGGUCAAGCAGAAGUUGUUCACUGAGGUAGAGGGGACGUGCACUGGCAAGUAUGGUUUUGUAAUUGCUGUCACUACAAUUGACAACAUUGGCGCAGGAGUGAUCCAACCUGGCAGAGGGUUCGUUCUUUAUCCUGUCAAGUACAAGGCCAUUGUUUUCCGGCCUUUCAAGGGAGAGGUAGUGGAUGCUGUAGUUACUCAAGUCAACAAGGUCGGCUUAUUUACAGAAAUUGGACCCAUGUCCUGCUUCAUUUCAAGACAUUCAAUUCCAUCUGAAAUGGAGUUCGAUCCCAAUUCUAAUCCACCUUGUUAUAAGACUGUAGAUGAGGAUGUCGUCAUACAACAAGAUGAUGAAAUUCGCCUAAAGAUUGUGGGAACCAGAGUGGAUAAGAAUGAUAUUUUUGCAAUUGGUUCUCUGAUGGACGAUUACUUAGGUCUGGUGAGCUGAUGUGGUCCACUUGCUGUCAGACGAAGCUCAGUUUUUUGUAAAAUGUGUGUUUAUUAUGUUUUGCCCUAUAUGACAGUCGCCACUCUGUAGCAAAGUUUGGUGUAUUACGUCACGUAAGGCUCAAUUCACAAACCUGUAAUGAUAUUUAUUUGCCAUGAUUCUUUAAUUUUAGCAAUAAGAUUUGAAAGUAAGAAUAGUUAUUUCAAACUCGUACAAUAUAACUUGGUGAACUGACAUGAUGAUGAUAAUAAUUGAAACCGUGAGCUCUGUUUUCAAAGAGUUAUUUUAUUAAAAAAAACUUCAUGAAGUC